Molecule: messenger RNA, 1277 nt
Organism: Hibiscus syriacus
Lineage: Eukaryota; Viridiplantae; Streptophyta; Magnoliopsida; Malvales; Malvaceae
Product: serpin-ZXA-like
Exons: 2
Coding region: 5-1222 (405 amino acids)
Molecular function (GO): serine-type endopeptidase inhibitor activity
Source: RefSeq, a predicted model, not a curated record
CACAAUGGAGUUUCCGAGACAGGCAAGAACCAGUAGUUCCAACACCCAUUUCUGCACGCAGUUGGCUAACAACAUUUUGCUGAAAACAGCAGCUGAAAAUGGAUCAAACGCGGUGGUCUCACCGUUUUCAUUCCAUCUCAUACUGAGUUUGAUCGCCGUCGGAUCGAAGGGCCGUACUUUGGAGCAGCUGUUUCAGUGUUUAGGAUCGAAAAGCCUCGAGGAGGUCAAUUCAUUAGCUUCACAAAUGAUUGAUCUUGCAUCACCGACCGAUGAGAAAAACGGGUCUUCCGCCGCCGCUGGUGAUCCGGACUUGUCGUUUGUAAAUGCAGCUUGGGUUGCUGAAAACCUGAAACUGAAACCUUCUUUCCAUGAGAUCGUGGAAGGUCUUUACCACGCCGUCGCCAAAGAAGUUGACUUUGCCAAUAAGGCUGAAGAGGUAGUAGCAGAAGUAAAUGCCUGGGCUGAGACCUCAACAAGAGGGCUCAUCAAAAACCUUCUCACAACCGAGGCCUUGAAGUCUUUAAACGAACGCACAGCUUUGAUUCUAGCAAAUGCCCUCUACUUCAAAGGCACAUGGGCUCGAUUCUUUGAUUCAUCAAGAACUAAAACAAGGGCAUUUCACCUUUCCAAUGGUCAUACAGUUCAUGUUCCUUUCAUGACCAACCUUGGAUUCGAGCGUUAUCAUUACAGAUCAUUCGAUGGGUUCAAAAUCCUCAAACUCCCCUACAAAAGUACCCGUCCCACUCGAAAAUUCGCCAUGUAUUUCUUCCUACCGGACGCGAGAGACGGCUUGAAGAGCUUGCUCGAGAUGUUCAAGGCCAACCCCGAAUACUUCGACGGACGAUUCGAUCUCGUCGAAGGAAAGGUUUCAGAUUUCUGGAUCCCAAGGUUCAGAUUCGAGUUCGAGUUCGAGGCGUCGGAGGCGAUGAUCGAGAUGGGACUAGACCUACCUUUCGAUAGAAUGAAGGCAGAGCUUACUGAAAUGGUACUAUACGCGAAUGGACUUCUAUUUGUGAAGAAGGUUUUCCACAAGUGUUUUAUUGAAGUGAAUGAAGAGGGAACUGAGGCUGCAGCUUGUACUGCUGUUAUAAUCGAACAGCAGUCGCAGAGCUGUCCGAUUGCAAGCUUUGUAGCGGAUCAUCCUUUCAUGUUCAUGAUCAAGGAAGAGAUCUCUGGGGUUGUGUUCUUUGUUGGAUCGGUGCUCAAUCCUUUGUUGAACUAAAAGCAAUGCAAUCAUUACAUAUGGUGUAAUGAAAAUAUAUAUUUUGGAUUAAAUA